Messenger RNA from Pygoscelis adeliae (Adelie penguin), 2196 nucleotides. Its product is annotated as transducin-like enhancer protein 2. The record is from RefSeq and is a predicted model, not a curated record. The coding region runs from base 41 to 1726 and encodes 561 amino acids. Lineage: Eukaryota; Metazoa; Chordata; Aves; Sphenisciformes; Spheniscidae. Gene Ontology annotation, biological process: regulation of DNA-templated transcription; negative regulation of canonical Wnt signaling pathway. Gene Ontology annotation, molecular function: transcription corepressor activity; protein binding. Gene Ontology annotation, cellular component: nucleus; transcription regulator complex. The transcript is spliced from 16 exons.
GAAGCUGGAAUGUGAGAAGCUGGUGAGCGAGAAGACGGAGAUGCAGAGACAUUAUGUCAUGUACUAUGAGAUGUCCUACGGGCUGAACAUUGAAAUGCAUAAACAGGCAGAGAUUGUCAAGAGACUGAGUGCCAUCUGUGCCCAGAUUAUACCCUUUCUGACACAGGAGCACCAGCAGCAGGUCCUGCAGGCUGUGGAGCGGGCCAAGCAGGUGACCAUGGGGGAACUGAACAGCAUCGUCGGGCAGCAGCAGCUUCAGCACCUCUCCCACCACGCAUCCCCCAUCCCGCUGACACCCCACCCUUCCAGCAUGCAGCCUUCUAGCCUGAGUGGGGUCAGCAGCACCUCGGGGCUCCUGGCCCUCUCGGGGGCAUUGAUGGCACAGUCUCAGCUGGCUGCCAAGGAGGACAGAGUGGCCCAGGAUGGGGAGAACAGAGAGCGCACGCCGAGCCGGAGCAUUUCUACUUCCCCUCCCGAGAGCCUGCAGGAUGAGGAGCGGACAGGAGGCACGGGGCUGAAGCGGAAGCGGGAGGAGAAGGACCUGCCUGGGCAUUAUGAUAGCGAUGGGGACAAGAGCGACUACAACCUUGUGGUGGAUGAGGACCCCCCCUCGGAGCCCAGCAGCCCCGGCCGCGCACCCAGCAGCCGGCUCCCGCCAGCCCGCCGGGAGAUGACUGAGAGCCCUGCCUCCAUCAACUCUAGCCGGAGCACGACGCCCCUCAAGCCGAAGGACCAGAGUCUGACUGACCCUCCAGCCAGUGCUCCCAUCUCCAAGCCCUCCGCUUCUUCGCCGCCCCGUGACUCCCUCACACCCGGCCCUGGGCCCAGCUCGGCCACCCUGCUCCGGCAGCCCCCUGCCAAGGCACCUGCCACCGACACCAUCACUCUCCGCAGCCCGCUGAGCAUGUCCAGCCCCUACACGUCCUCCUUUGGAAUGGUGCCUCAUGCCACCCUCAGUGGGGAGCUCCCAGCCCCCAGCAUGUACAUGGGCAUCCACCUCUCACCGCAGGUCAGCAGCGCCGUAAUGUAUGGCCGGUCCCCGAUGGUGGCUUUUGAGUCGCACCCUCACCUGAGGGCUUCUACCAUCUCAUCUUCACUCUCCACCAUCCCUGGAGGGAAACCUGCCUACUCCUUCCACGUCAGCGCCGACGGGCAGAUGCAGCCGGUGCCUUUCCCACCUGAUGCCCUCAUCGGCUCUGGCAUCCCCCGCCACGCGCGGCAGCUCCACACCCUGACCCACGGUGAGGUGGUCUGCGCUGUCACCAUCAGCAACUCCACGCGACACGUCUACACUGGGGGCAAGGGCUGUGUGAAGGUGUGGGAUGUGGGGCAGCCAGGCACCAAGACAGCCGUGGCUCAGCUGGACUGCUUGAUCUUCUCCCUGGGGUACUGCCCGACGGGAGAGUGGCUGGCAGUGGGCAUGGAGAGCAGCAAUGUGGAGAUCCUGCACGUGACCAAACCAGACAAGUACCAGCUGCACCUCCACGAGAGCUGUGUCCUCUCCCUCAAAUUCGCCUCCUGCGGUAGGCUCACCAUGUUUUCUGCUUGGGCUGUGUUGACUUUGGAAUGGGGGUGGCUCCGUACCUGGCGGACACCCUAUGGAGCCAGCAUCUUCCAGUCUAAAGAGUCCUCGUCGGUGCUGAGCUGUGACAUCUCUGUCAAUGACAAAUUCAUCGUUACGGGCUCUGGCGACAAGAAGGCCACAGUGUACGAGGUGGUAUACUGAGGCCUGGUCCGUCACUGUCCCUCAUCCAUCAGGGAAGCGCAAGGUCUUGUCCAAAGCUGCUGGGCCUGGCAGAGGCCUCCCGUGCUGGGUCAGUCAUCCCGCAGCCCUGCUCUCCUUCCUCCUCCUCUCCUUUCAGCUGCCAAAACAAGGCCAGGGCACUGGCCCUGCUCCCUGCCCGAUGUGUCGCAAAGGUGAAGGGAAGAGCUGGAGGUGAGCGCUCAUUGUGGCCCAGCAUCCCCCCCAAGCUGGGCAGCAGGCAGGGGCUGGUCUAGGUAUCCUACAGCCUUUCUGUCCAUCAGGGCUGGAGGCACAGGGAGCUGGAGGGCCAGCAGGGCAGCAAGGCGAGGCCAAGAGUGGCUGAGAGAGUGUUGCUCCUGAAAUACUGCUACUGAUUUAAUGGCCCCCAUUUUCUGCUGCAGAAACAGCUGUAAAUUAUCAGUAAAGAAAUGUAUUUAACUGUGUUUUCAAUC